UAAAUGACAUUCUUACCCUCAGACUAUCGCUUCGGCUCAAUCGUAUAACGCUAAGUUCUUAAAGGUCAAAAACGUAAAUACUACCAAAGCUUCAUCUUCCUCAUCCUCCUUCUUCUUCCCUUAUCUACCGUGAGAUGCUUCUUCACCAGUAGAAAAAAGAAAGAGACAAUGGUGGUUUCUCUCCCUAACUCGUUUCUCCUGAUCAAUCCAUGUGCUCAUUCUCUUGUAAUCAAAAAGCCGGUUAAGGCGGCAUCGAUUAGCGCGAACCGAGGAAGUAAACCGGCGGUGGUUCAAGUGACGUGCAGGAAGAAGGAUAUGCACCCAGAGUUUCACGAGGACGCUAAGGUUUACUGCAACGGAGAGCUCGUGAUGACCACCGGAGGGACUAAGAAAGAGUAUGUCGUUGAUGUUUGGUCCGGUAACCAUCCGUUUUACCUCGGGAACCGCUCGGCUUUGAUGGUUGAUGCUGAUCAAGUGGAGAAGUUCCGGAAGAGGUUCGCGGGGUUGUCGGAGAUUAUGGAGAUUCCGGUUUUGAAAGGAGAGAUUGUGUUGCCUACAAAGAAAAGCAAAGGUGCUGGCAAAGGAAAGAAGAAAUGAUGAGAACUUUGUAAUGUUGAAAUUGAGUUUUCUGGUAAAGCUUUGAGCUUGUCUUUGCUUAGACUGUUUGUGUUAUGUUUUGUUCUUGAAUGCAAAUGAAUAUAUUUUAUUUUUAA
Molecule: messenger RNA, 713 nt
Organism: Brassica napus (rape)
Lineage: Eukaryota; Viridiplantae; Streptophyta; Magnoliopsida; Brassicales; Brassicaceae
Product: 50S ribosomal protein L31, chloroplastic
Exons: 2
Coding region: 169-597 (142 amino acids)
Biological process (GO): translation
Cellular component (GO): ribosome
Molecular function (GO): structural constituent of ribosome
Source: RefSeq, a predicted model, not a curated record